Mesorhabditis spiculigera is the source of this 1593-nucleotide messenger RNA. NCBI's taxonomy places the organism in Eukaryota, Metazoa, Nematoda, Chromadorea, Rhabditida, Rhabditidae. The record is from the annotation of a GenBank genome assembly.
AUGCACGGCAGCGAAUUAUUCAUGCAUAUGAUGCCGCAUGGAAAGUCGAUCCGUGCCGAGUUAAUACACCCACCUGGGUGUCGAUUCCUUGAAGUGCCAAAAAGCCGGACCAAUAGAAUGGCCGUGAUACGACUCUUCCUUUCAAAUUCUACUGUUACGGCGCUUUUCAACCCGGCUCUGUGCCUCGGCAUCGAAUUCUGGUCUUCGCUGAAUAUGAAAGUGACGCGAAUCGAACAUCCAGACUGCGUCUCGUCAUUUUUCGAGUUGGCCCAAUUUGUCGAUCAGUUGAAGAUUACGCAAUUCGUCGAUGAUAGCUUUGAGAAUAAGAUGAACGCUUGGCCGAGGGAUGGCAUCGCAUUCUUGAAUACACGACUGAUACGCUCGAUGGAAUGGGUGCAUUUGUUGGUCGAAGACCACGAUUUGCAACAUUUGCACCGGAUUUCAGCGAAGGAGAUGAUAAUUACGGUCCUGAUUGAUUCGCUUGAAGUGAGGCCUGAUGUCGGAUGGAUCGAUCGAACAUAUGAAGGGAUGGUGCUCAUUUUAAGGGCUAGUGAUGGACAAGCAUUGAUCGCUCAUUUCGAAGCCCCCGAUGAUUAUUUCUAUCUGAUAAGAAGCGAAUAUAAUUUUCGACGGGGUCGUUGCCUUGGAAGUUAUCAACGAAAUGCACUGGCCCUCGCCCGUAUCUCAAAACUAAUGGCGCUCUCGACAUCGUUGGAGGGGAAAAACCCGGCAGUGGCCGAUGACGCGAAGAAGAAGCUGAGGGAGGAAUGCAUUGACUUCAACGAGUACAAUCGCGGUGUUUCAGAGAGGGAUUUACUCAUCGAUUCGAUCUGGCGUUCAAAAGGCCAACGCCGCUCUCCAUGGGGAUGCUUUCGAGGCGCCAUGGUUCGCGAUAUGCCAUAUCCGGUGGACAGGAAACUCGCCCCUGCCUACAAAUUUACGAAAGUUGGCAAUUUUGCAAGUCUGAUGUCGAUUCGUGCCAGCGAUUUGUGCAUCGGCUUCUUUGACGAGGACGUAUCCCAUUCCCUCCCCAUCUACACUUAUUUGCGUCGAAGAAUUGACAGAUGGCUGAAAGGAAAGGGUGAAAUCAACAUGAUUCAACUCUUCUUUUGCUUGGAUCUGGUCAGCCCUGUGUUGUCAUGGAUCGCUGACAAUUUGUCUCCAGAAUUGGGAUGGAUCGAUCGAACAUACAGCGCAAUGCCGCUCAUUCUAAGGGCCAGUGAUGGACAAGCAUUGCUAGCCUAUUGGGAUGACGCGGAGAAGUGUAUCUAUCUAAUACGAUGCGAAUACAAUUUUCGACGUGGUCAAUGCCUGGGAAGUUAUGAGAAAAAUGAGAAGUCUAUCCGCAAGAUUGCCGAUCUGAUGCGUAUCGCGUCGCAACUAUCAGCCAUUCGACCAGCGUUAGCCGAGGACGCAAAGGAGAAGCUGAGGGAGGAGUGCAUCAAGUUUAACCAGUAUAACAAAGGCGCCACGAAAAUGGACCUGUUGACGGAUUCGAUCUGGCGUCCGGAAGGUUAUCGGGUAUCCCCAUGGCGUCCGGAAGUGAGGGACAAGUCCCAGUAUGUGAUCUAUCCGAGUGAGAUGUCCCUAUUC